AAUUUAGAAGUACAUAUUUGCUGUUUUUUUCAAUAAGUGGGUAGAGAUAAGGUGGGAGAUUGCUCACGGGCAGGGUCGCGCGAUCGCAUCGUGUGCUGCCCUCUGGUUUCGUACGUUAGCUUUCAUCGUUUUUUGCCCCCAACAGAGAUGAGCAGGCUCAUCUCUGGCCCCAACAAAGAUCAUCUCUGGUAUAAUUAUUCUUAAGGUGAAAGCUAACAUACGAAAUCAGAAGGCAGCACAGAAUGCGAUCGCGAGACCCUGCCCGUGAGCAAUCUCCCAACUCAUCUCUGAUUAAACCUAUUUGUAAACAAUAGGAACACCGCAACUGUAAGAUUGAUUUGGAUCGAUUAAGAAUUUCUUAAGAUCAGACGCAGAAUGAGCAAGAGAUUAAAUCUAAACGUGCUCGCGUCACCCAGAGUUUUAAGAUCCAAGAAACGAUUAGAGGACAUAACCUCAUCUUCCGAGGCAACCUCUCAGUACUUCGAAACGGUAGCCCAUGAGCCAAAGAAAAUCGCAAAGAAAAAAAAUAAACCCGUCAAGAUCAAGUGUGACGAGUCUAAUGAAUUUGAGGGAACCUCAGAAGAUACUUCAAAAUGGAUUCCCGAGAAUUGGGAGGUUACUCUCAAGAACAUCAAGGAAAUGAGAAAAUAUCAAACAGCUCCUGUCGACGAGAUGGGAUGCCACAAGUGUGCGGAUCCUAAGGCUUCUGCACCGGUUAGUAGAUACCAAUCAUUAGUAGCUCUGAUGUUGAGCAGUCAGACAAAGGAUCAAGUAACGCAUGCUGCCAUGCAACGGUUAAUCAUUUAUGGAUGCACUCCCGAGACAAUUGCUGCCACUCCGGAUGAUGUUCUGGGUAAAUUAAUUUAUCCCGUGGGUUUCUGGAAGAGAAAAGUGGAAUAUAUAAAGAGGACUGCUAAGAUAUUAAUAGAGAAAUAUAACAGUGAUAUUCCAGAGACAUUGAAGGGGCUCUGCGAGUUGCCAGGGGUUGGCCCAAAGAUGGCUCACAUUUGCAUGCAAAUUGCCUGGGGACAGGUUUCUGGUAUUGGUGUUGAUACCCAUGUUCAUCGUAUUUGUAAUCGUUUAGAGUGGGUGAAAAAGCAGGCGAAAACACCGGAAGAGACUAGGACUCAAUUAGAGGAUUGGUUGCCGAAAGAACUCUGGAGCGAAGUAAAUCAUCUGCUUGUGGGUUUUGGGCAAGAAACUUGCUUACCUCGAUUUCCAAAGUGUGGAGAGUGCCUCAAUAAAGAUAUUUGUCCCUAUGCCAGGAAGAAUCGUUCCGUUAAGAAAUGAAUGUUCCUCAAGUUAUGAUAACUGGUUUGCAGUAUUUAUUCGGAAAAUUUGUGUUCAUUAUCAAGAUAUAUAUUUCAAUAAUAAUUUAUAGUGUUCAUUAUAUA
This is a messenger RNA of Orussus abietinus, 1394 nucleotides long. RefSeq names its product endonuclease III-like protein 1 (gene Nthl1). Gene Ontology annotation, biological process: nucleotide-excision repair; base-excision repair; base-excision repair, AP site formation. The record is from RefSeq and is a predicted model, not a curated record. The transcript has 2 exons. The coding region runs from base 376 to 1290 and encodes 304 amino acids. Gene Ontology annotation, cellular component: nucleus. Gene Ontology annotation, molecular function: oxidized pyrimidine nucleobase lesion DNA N-glycosylase activity; DNA-(apurinic or apyrimidinic site) endonuclease activity; 4 iron, 4 sulfur cluster binding. Lineage: Eukaryota; Metazoa; Arthropoda; Insecta; Hymenoptera; Orussidae.